AUGGACGAUACUGAAGACGCUGCAACUGUUCUUCCCAACGACGACAAAUUUACAGAUGGUGAAUCCGAAAGCUUGCAGUUCUCCUCCAAUGAAGAGCGUCGUCUUCUGCGUCUAUUUGACAUAUGUAUCCUACCACCCUUGACUUUCAUGUAUCUUUGCAAUGCACUUGACAAGGGAAACGUAGGUAAUGCAAAGACAGAUGGAUGGGACCACGACCUUGGCCUUGUAGGAAACCAGUACUAUCUACUCGUGAUGAUCUUCUAUGUUCCCUUCUGUCUCUUUGGGACGCCGAUCAGUCUUUUGGUCAAACGAUUUUCUGCUGCCCGAGUGUUGCCUCUGAUGAUGAUAGGAUUUGGCUCCAUGUCUCUCUUUGCUGGGAUAGCGAAGAACUUCCCGCAGAUAUUCGCCAUUCGUUUCUUCCUUGGUAUCUUUGAGUCAGCGAUGCUGCCUGGUGUGGUUUUCUAUCUAUCGACGUUCUACAAGCGUAGCGAGCUUGCAUCUCGCGUUGGCUUAUUCUAUGCCGCGGCUGCGAUCGCUGGGGCAUUUUCAGGCAAGUCUUAUCGCAUUCGGGGUCUUUCAAAUCAAAAACACGAAGUACCAUGGAUGGCAGUACCUAUUUUGGAUCGAAGGCAGGCAACAGACCCAUAUUGUAGUGCACGCGCUGAUGCCGUAUCCACAGGUGCAGGCACUUGUGCCUUCGCCAUAUUCGCUUUCUUUUGGCUUCCCCGCUCACCAUCUACUUGGUCUUUCCUCACUGAACGCCAGAAGGCUAUAGCGCGUUCACGUAUCUUGGCCGACUCUUCUGUAACAGUUGACGAAAAACUCGAUAUUCGUGAUGCCUUCAGGCCGCUAAAGGACCCAUUAUACUGGCUCUGGGCCGUUAUCAGUUUGAGUUUGGGUGUCCCUUUGGCUUCUGUCAACAACUUCCUUCCCCAGAUCGUCGCAAGCUUAGGAUACUCUACAAUCAAGACGAAUUUAUACACGGUCGCGCCGAACAUAGUUGGGACGGUGUCGCUCCUGGUCCUCACGUUUUCAUCCGACUACUUCUUGGAGCGCUCGAUACAUAUCUGCAUACCUCUGGCCACAACUCUCGCUGGAUUUAUUGUCCUUGGGUCCAUUGACGUAGUAAUACAUAAAGGGAUUGCAUACUUCGCUUGCUUCCUUCUGACUAUGGGGGCUUCAGCGCCCUCCGUAUUGGUUGCAACGUGGUAUAAUAACAAUACGCCUCAGGAAUCCCGGCGCGCGGUUGUCACCGCGGUAAUGGUUGCCAUCGCCAAUGCGUCGGGACUUAUUUCUACCAAUGUUUUCAGAGAGCAGGACGAGCCAAAAUAUAUUCCAGGCACUUACAGACCCCUUGCAACCUCAGCGGCAUUUGGCGGUUUCUGCCUCAUUCUUGUAGCAGGAACGGGAAUAUGGAUGCGUCUCGAAAACAAAAGGAGGAACAAAGCUCAAGGAAUCAGUGAUAAUUUCACCGCAGCCGAUGUUCAUACAGAAUCGCUGGAGGGCGGCAUAUUGGCUCGUAGGAGGGAGAACUCUUCUUUUCGAGACAAGGCAUCCAAUACAUGGUUGUAUGACACCAAACAAACGAACCUUGUUCAAAAUCUACCAGCCGCCAUCUCUGGCCUGUGA
Messenger RNA from Guyanagaster necrorhizus, 1629 nucleotides. Its product is annotated as MFS general substrate transporter. Bases 1 to 1629 code for a protein of 542 amino acids. The transcript is spliced from 19 exons. Lineage: Eukaryota; Fungi; Basidiomycota; Agaricomycetes; Agaricales; Physalacriaceae. Gene Ontology annotation, molecular function: transmembrane transporter activity. The record is from RefSeq and is a predicted model, not a curated record. Gene Ontology annotation, biological process: transmembrane transport. Gene Ontology annotation, cellular component: membrane.